This is a messenger RNA of Mesorhabditis belari, 903 nucleotides long. The record is from the annotation of a GenBank genome assembly. NCBI's taxonomy places the organism in Eukaryota, Metazoa, Nematoda, Chromadorea, Rhabditida, Rhabditidae.
AUGACUCUUGAGACAGAGCUCGCCGAUUUGAAUAUCAAAGCCGAGAGCUCAAACGAUGGUAGUGAAGAUGCUAAGAAAGAUGGUAGUGAAGAAGGAAAAGGUGAAAAACCCGAUGAAAAAGAUGAGGUGUGUGCUCCAGAAGAACAUCAUGACAAAUUCAAUCCACACGCCUAUUUAAACGCUUUUUACAAAUCGGCCACCGAGGACACGGCAAUGCAGGUUGUGCUCUUCUUUUUGCCGGGUAUUCUGUAUCGAGUACCGACAAAGAUCACGACUUUUCUCGAUUUGGGCGCUGGGCCAACUGUUUAUUUCCCGAUCGCAAUCCGAGAUCGAGCGACGCGAAUUUUUUCAUCCGAUUACGCACCUGCCAAUCGAGCGGCACUCAUCGAAUGGGCUGAAAAGCGAUCCACCUUUGAUUGGGGAGAGGUGUGCAAAUGGAUUGCUUCGAUCGAAGCGUCAAAUCAGACAGCCGAUCAGAUGCAACAAGCAGCCAGGGACAAGCUCGAGGCUGUUUUAGAAGUGGAUGUCCAUCAUAAGCCGGUGGUCAAAAAUAUUCAAUGGACGAAAAAUGCGCAAGUGAAAGUGCCGGAAAAGUUUCAAGUUGUUUCCUCGGUUUUCUGUUUGGAGUACUCGUGUGAGACGUAUGAUGGGUACAUCGAAGCGGUGAGCAGUGCCUGUUCACUCGUCGAAGAUGGCGGAUAUUUGAUACAAGGCGGUGUUCUUGAUGCCACUUCUUACAAUUUCGACGGGAAACAAUUUCGAUCGCAUCGUCUGCGAAAACAGCACAUUAUUGAGGCUUUGCGAGUAAACGGCUUUGGACACGUGGAAAAGACCGAUGAUUUCAAAUACAUUGAGGCCGAGGAGAUCUUUUUGCUUUGUUCGAAAAAAAUUGUCUUGAAUGAU